Messenger RNA from Lathyrus sativus (Indian pea), 693 nucleotides. The record is from the annotation of a GenBank genome assembly. NCBI's taxonomy places the organism in Eukaryota, Viridiplantae, Streptophyta, Magnoliopsida, Fabales, Fabaceae.
AUGUAUGCUUCUACUUCUUUUACUUCACAACAUGUCCAUGAGCUUCUUGUAGAGUCUCACUCAAGAAGGUUACUCUUCCAAAAUCCAAUUGAUCAUCAAUCACUUAAAAUCAACUCUCAUUUCUUUAUAAACAACGACAAUUCAACGGAUACGUCUUUUAGAGCUCGUGAAUUUGAUUCAAAUGUUGUGAUGAUAAUUGCAGUCCUAUUAUGUGUGUUUAUUUGUUUACUUGCAUUAAACUCCAUCAUAAGGUGUGUGUGCGCCUUACAGUUUUCAAACGUAGCCAUCAACAGCAAUGAGUCUUCUUCGAGUUCGAGUAGCAGUACUUCAUCUCAAUUGGCUCAAAAAGGAAUCAAGAAGAAAGCUCUUAAGAAAUUCCUAAAAGUGAGUUAUUCAACUGAGUUGAAACUACCAGGUUUGGAUACGGAGUGUGUGAUAUGUCUCUCGGAGUUUACAAAUGGUGAAAAGGUGCGCGUUUUGCCUAAAUGCAACCAUGGAUUUCAUGUUUGUUGCAUUGACAAAUGGCUAAGGGAACACUCAUCAUGUCCCAAGUGUAGACAGUGCCUUCUUGAAACUUGUCGAAAGAUCGGUGGAUCGCAGGUGCAACCAAUUGUGUUGCCUGUGCCAGAAAUUAUUAUACAGAUCCAACCACUAGAACCUGAAGCUUUGGAAUGUAACUAUAGAGAAAUAUGA